UUAAACAGGACAAAGCUUCUUUUUGGACUAUAGUCUGAAGAUCCUCCCUUGAUUCUCAAGCACUUCAGUUGUGGACCUCAUUUAAAAAAGCUCCAUGCCUAAAGGGAAGAGAGCAAGUGGAGCCAAAGGUACAAAGAUAACAUUGAAAAUGGCCAAAAAUGCUUUUAGAGUAACUCCAGAUGGCAAACUACGACUUGAUCUGAGCAACGUAGGCAUCGGCACCUUUCCCAAAUGCCUCCUGAAGUUAAGAAACAUCGAAGAACUUGACUUGAGCCGGAACCGAUUGAAAACAAUCCCAGAAUUCAUUAGCCAGCUGACUGGACUGCGUUGGUUAGACCUUCACAGCAACCAAAUCGAACAACUGCCUGAAAGCAUCGGACUCCUGGGGUCUCUAGUCUACCUCAACCUCUGUAACAACAACCUGGACUCUGCUGGCUUGUCGCCUCAAGUAGGACAUCUGAGAAACCUCCAGGUUCUGAACUUGGGAAUGAAUCGUCUAAAAGCACUACCGCCCACCUUGGCUGCCCUGACAAACCUGACAGAGCUGGGACUUUUUGAUAACUUGCUAACACAGGUACCUGAUUGCAUUCAGGUGCUGCCCAACCUGACGAAGUUAAACACCAAACGCAAUCCUGUGGCCUACGCACAGCAAGACAGCAAAGAUUCUGAGUCUGUAAAGAUGAAGGGAAGUCUGUAUUUGUUGAGAGAAGGAGAUUUGUGCAACCCUUGUCAAGAGAGGAGCAGAAGGAAAAAGCUGCUUGAUAGGUCGCAAAGGAAGAUUAAUUUUUCAGGGCUGAUCUCGCCAAACUCGGUAGCUCGAGGUUUUCAAGAAAAUUGGCGGCAAAAGACUACUACCUCACCUCCAAGUUUUCACAGAGAACAUGACAGACCUGCUGGAGACACCAAUAGAUUGUCUUUCAUUAACAAUUUUUAAUACAUAAUGACUAUUUUAACAUUUGAAUCUACUCCUGAAAUGUUACUAAAUAAACUGCAGGUUUUGCAAGGGGGUCCACUGAAUAUUGUUUGAUCUCAAGCUUACUUGUGUGGGGAAAAAGUCCAUUUAUAACAAGUUUAGAAGGUUCAGCUACAGUAGCUGUUUCAUUGUGCCUCCAAAAUUAAAAUGUAAUGUACCAAUGUAUGAAUUUGUACAUCAAUCAUGAUUAAUUAAAUAUGUAAAUACA
This is a messenger RNA of Pimephales promelas (fathead minnow), 1181 nucleotides long. RefSeq names its product leucine rich repeat containing 18a (gene lrrc18a). Lineage: Eukaryota; Metazoa; Chordata; Actinopteri; Cypriniformes; Leuciscidae. Gene Ontology annotation, cellular component: cytoplasm. The record is from RefSeq and is a predicted model, not a curated record. Gene Ontology annotation, molecular function: protein binding.